AGAACUGAUCUGCGGUUUCAAAGUGAAGCAGCCAAAGCAGUGAGGCAGUUGUGUACCUACAGUAUUAGCGAGUAUGUUCCACGGGGCAUCAGUGCAUACAGGACCUGCAUUGCCAUCAUGAGCACUGUGUAGAUCGGGGAACCCAAUAACAUCACUUCAGUGUUGUUUAACAUUUAUUUUGUUGAUAUCCAUUGGCCAUUCUAGAGUCUGCACAGAUGAGUUCAUAUUUUGUUAAUCCAUUCUACUCCAAGUACAAACCAGGAGAAGCUCUGAGUCCCACUUACUACGACUGCCGGUUUCCACAAGACGUGACCAGCAGACACGCUGUCGUCUAUGGUCCCAGCAGCGGCGCAAGCUUCCAGCACCCAGCUCAAGUUCAAGAUUUUUACCAUCAUGGGACAUCUGCACUUCCUAAUGCUGGCUUUCAACAGAAUCCUUGUGGAAUUACGUGUCAUGGUGACCCCUCUAAAUUUUACGGAUACGAUAACUUACAAAGACAGCAAAUUUUUACGACACAGCAAGAGGCCGAUCUGGUACAAUAUCCUGACUGUAAAUCGUCUAGCAGUAAUAUUGGCGAAGAACCAGAACACUUAAAUCAGAACUCGUCUCCUACUCAAAUGUUUCCCUGGAUGAGACCUCAAGCAGCGCCCGGCAGACGCAGAGGAAGACAAACUUACAGCCGAUUCCAAACCCUGGAGCUGGAAAAGGAAUUUCUGUUCAAUCCGUAUCUGACACGAAAGCGAAGGAUCGAGGUUUCACAUGCUCUGGGACUGACAGAGAGGCAGGUGAAGAUUUGGUUUCAAAAUAGGAGAAUGAAGUGGAAAAAGGAAAACAACAAGGACAAAUUUCCAAGCUCUCGGAACGACGAGGAGGAGGAAGAGGUCAAAAAAGAACAGGAAGAGCCUGAGCAGGAGACAACAGAAAAAGAGACCAAGUAACUUUACCCCCUUUGGCCUCUAAGCAAAACGUCAUUCAGUUUGUCCAAACUGCACUGUUAAACAGUGGUGAACAGAAUGAAUCUCCGGCACAUUGAUGGCAAGGUUAAUGUAAACUGUCCACCUGUUUUUUUUAAAGUUCUUUAGAGCCUUAAUUCGACAUUAUAUCUCAUGAAUUCUCUGUGCAUCAUUUUGAACUUUUCAAUCACACCUUGACAGAUCAGCCAUCAUAUAGAAAUGUGCGGCUUCCCUUAUUAUAAGUGGCAAGUGGCAAAAUCACAGAAGAAAUCGCCAUUUUGAAUAAAGAUUUUAUUGCUUUUUAAUACGUCGAUAAUAUGAGAUGGUAUCGUGAUUGAUUUAGUUUGUUGAUUUUAUUUAGCAUUUUGUGAUU
Messenger RNA from Hemiscyllium ocellatum (epaulette shark), 1326 nucleotides. Its product is annotated as homeobox protein Hox-D8. Gene Ontology annotation, molecular function: RNA polymerase II transcription regulatory region sequence-specific DNA binding; DNA-binding transcription factor activity, RNA polymerase II-specific. The record is from RefSeq and is a predicted model, not a curated record. NCBI's taxonomy places the organism in Eukaryota, Metazoa, Chordata, Chondrichthyes, Orectolobiformes, Hemiscylliidae. The transcript is spliced from 2 exons. Bases 216 to 938 code for a protein of 240 amino acids. Gene Ontology annotation, biological process: regulation of transcription by RNA polymerase II. Gene Ontology annotation, cellular component: nucleus.